UUUAGACUUCGAGGCCCAUCAUCAUUUCCACCUUAAACCCUAAACCCUCUUCUUCUCCGAAUCAAAAAACACAGAAAAGAACUCACUUUCGUUUCUCUUCCAUCAUCAUCGACAAUGUCGACUUCGAUGCUUCGAGAACGUUCCAGAACAGUCUCGAAGCUUCUUCUACACAGUCUCGUGCUGACUCGGCAAAUGGGCGGCGGUCCUCGUACCUUCCCCUGCGGCGUCAGCAAGUGGAAAUGGAAGCGGAUGCACGAGAAGCGAGCCAGAGACAAAGAAAAACGCCUCCUUGAACAAGAAAAGCAGCUCUACCAGGCCCGUAUUCGCUCCCAAAUCCGGGCAAAAAUCUCCGGUCGACCCGACCCGUUUCCGGAACCGGGUGGUUCGUCUGAGGGUCCCGGACCUAUGAGCCCCAACGACCACAUCAAAGCCCUAGCCGAUCGGUUUAUGAAGGAAGGAGCCGAAGAUUUGUGGAACGAACGCGACGGUCCCGUUAAAUCACCGCCGUCGUCGACGGCGAGGUUGAGCCAGCAACGGUCAAGAUCGAUCACUGGGCCGCCGCCGCCGCCGAUUGAUUUGAGGAAGAUGAUAACUGAACGGGAUAGUAAUGUAAAUUUGAGCAAUUCGAAUGGCAAUUAUUUAAGGGCUAGGAAUUACUCUGUGCAGAGGAGGAAUCGGAGAAAUGAGAGUUCUUCGAGUGAGGACGAUAGUGAUGAUUACGACUUGGGUUCUUCUUCAAACAGAGAUUUUAUGAAACCCUUUUUACAGAGUUUUGUGGGUAACAGAGAAAGUUCGAAUUUUGCCAAAAAAGCGGAUGAUUUUUCGAUGAAUAAGAAAAUUUCUGGUAAAAAGCAGAGAAAAUUGUGGAGGGAUGGAAGUUCUUCAAGCGACGGCGAGACGGAAUCGGAUUCAGAGGAAGAGUCUGGAAAGUCUUUUGGGAAGGAUUUGAGGAAGAUGGGAAGUAGUGCUUCAUUGGGAAAGUAUGAUAUAAAGAUAAAGAAGAGAGUGCCACUAAACUCAUUCGAAGAAGAAAUUGAUUUUUCUGAGCAGGUUGAGUUGAUUAGGCAUCAACUUAGUCAGAAGAAUUUGAUUGAAAAAGAAGAAGAAAAUGGAGAAGAGGAAAAGGAAUCCAUUCUUAGUGACAAAAGAUUUGAUGAUUGUGAUAUAUCUCCAUUGACUGUCAAGGCACUCUCUUCUGCUGGCUACGUUCAUAUGACGCGAGUUCAGGAGGCUACUCUCUCUGUUCUCCUUGAAGGGAAGGAUGCUUUGGUCAAAGCUAAAACUGGCACCGGCAAAACUGCUGCUUUUUUGAUUCCUGCUAUUGAAACAGUGCUGAAAGCUUCAAAUAGCAAUAAAAUUGAACGAGUGCCACCGAUUUAUGUUCUUAUUCUCUGCCCCACAAGAGAACUUGCGAGUCAGAUAGCUGCGGAAACAAAUGUAUUGGUUAAGUACCAUGAUGGAAUAGGGGUGCAAACAUUAGUUGGAGGUACACGUUUCAAAGAUGACCAGAGACGCCUAGAAUCAAAGCCCAGCCAGAUAAUAGUUGCAACUCCUGGCAGGUUGCUGGAUCAUGUUGAGAAUAAAUCUGGAUUGUCUGUGCGAUUAAUGGGCUUAAAAAUGCUUGUACUUGAUGAAGCUAGCUACUUAUUAGACCUGGGAUUUCGGAAGGACAUUGAGACAAUUGCUGAUUGUUUACCUCGUCGGAGGCAGUCCUUGUUCUUUACUGCAACAAUCCCAAAAGAGGUGCGCCGAAUAUCACAGCUUGUUUUGAAUAGAGAACAUGCCUUUAUUGAUACUGUCGGUCUGGGUUGUGUUGAAACUCAUGAUAAGGUUAGGCAAUCCUUUCUUGUCGCGCCACAUGAAUUACAUUUUCAGAUAGUUCACCAUCUCUUGAUGAAACAUAUUUUGCUGUCACCUGAUUAUAAGGUUAUUGUUUUCUGUACAAGUGGAAUGGUCACAUCACUAGUGUAUCUUUUUCUCCGUGAAAUGAAAAUGAACGUUAAGGAGAUGCAUUCUAGAAAGCCUCAACUUUAUCGAACUCGUGUUUCUGAGGAAUUCAAGGAAUCAAAAAGGGUGAUUCUUGUUACCUCUGAUGUUUCAGCACGUGGAAUGAACUAUCCUGAUGUCACGCUGGUCAUCCAGAUGGGCAUCCCUUUUGACCGGCAACAAUAUGUAAAUCGUCUUGGAAGAACAGGACGGGAAGGAAAAGAAGGAGAAGGCAUCUUGUUGCUUGCACCAUGGGAAGAAUAUUUUCUGGAUGAAUUAAAAGACCUGCCUCUUGAAAAAUAUAUUUUGCCGAAGUUGGAAUCAGACACAAAACUCAAGAUAGAGGAUUCAAUUGCCAAGAUUGAUACUAGUGUGAAAGAAGCAGCAUACCAUGCGUGGCUCGGUUACUAUAAUUCGAUCAAGGAAAUUGGCAGGGACAAAACCGCACUAGUUGAACAGGCCAACAGAUUUUGUGAAUCAAUAGGUUUGCAAAAACCUCCUGCCCUCUUUAGGAAGACAGCAUUGAAGAUGGGUUUGAAAGAUAUACCUGGCAUAAGAAUACGGAAAUGACACUUCGUUGAGCACACGGGCAACCUGCUGAUUUUGUGUGGCCGUGGUAAAAAACGGAAUGCGACUCCUUGUCGAAGCUGUCGAAUUUUUUCUUGGAAUCCUUCAUUCUUCUUUAUGUAUAUUUCCAUUUCUGGCAGCUCGCUCUAUUUUUCAAGUUCAUUACUAGCUGGGCUUCUUAAAGGACAAGACCACUAAGGCCUACGAAAUGUAAGCCGAGCAUGAAAAUUCUCACUAAGUUAUACCAUCUCAGUGGGAAAAAGGGAAAAAAUAAAAAAAUCAUCUUCAUA
This is a messenger RNA of Ziziphus jujuba (common jujube), 2843 nucleotides long. RefSeq names its product probable DEAD-box ATP-dependent RNA helicase 48. Gene Ontology annotation, molecular function: RNA helicase activity; nucleic acid binding; ATP binding. The transcript is spliced from 10 exons. Bases 115 to 2556 code for a protein of 813 amino acids. Lineage: Eukaryota; Viridiplantae; Streptophyta; Magnoliopsida; Rosales; Rhamnaceae. The record is from RefSeq and is a predicted model, not a curated record.